Messenger RNA from Dermacentor silvarum, 343 nucleotides. Its product is annotated as glutathione S-transferase-like. Gene Ontology annotation, molecular function: glutathione transferase activity. Gene Ontology annotation, biological process: glutathione metabolic process. Lineage: Eukaryota; Metazoa; Arthropoda; Arachnida; Ixodida; Ixodidae. The record is from RefSeq and is a predicted model, not a curated record.
AUGAGCCCGAGCGGAUACCAGGAAGUGCAAAUGGAAGCGACUAAGAACGCGAGUCUAAAGGGAGAAACCAAGGCACCUGUUCUUGGCUACUGCGACAUGCGCGGAUUUGCGCAGCCUAUCCGAAACCUGCUCGUCUACAAGGGGGUCGAUUUCGUGGACAAGCGGUACAAGUUAGGCCCGGCGCCCGGCUACGACCACGAGGAAUGGCUCGGGGAGAAGUUCACGCUAGGACUCGAGUUCCCCAACCUGCCCUACUACAUCGACGGUGACGUCAAGCUGACCCAAAGCUUGGCCAUACUCCGCUACCUUAGCAGGAAGUAUGGCCUGGCCGCAAAGUGAGGGA